AUGAAAGCUUUUAUAUUUAGUACUCUUUUUUGUACAAUACCUGUUUUUUCAAGGAGUUUUGGUAAUAUAUUCAACGAUGAUCUAGAUUCACGUUUACUGGGUCCAUUAAGUGAUGGGUUGCUUUCUGCUCUAUUUGUGUUUCAUGAUGGAAAAGACUGUCUGUUUUUAGAUGGCCUAUGUACAGAAUUACAUAAAGGAUACGGAAAUUUAUCUAAUUUAGAUAGUCGACUGAGUGAUAUCUGCCAUCCUAAAUUAGAUAGUGCUACUCAUUGUAAAAAUCUUCUGGAAACUGCCGCGCCUGAAGCCCGUCAGCUUUAUACAGAAAUCCAGGGAUCAGGAUUCUCGCUUGGAAGCUGUAGACACCUUCUUACCUUAUGCAAUUUUCUUGCUGGUGUUUAUCCUCCUCUUGGUCCUCUUUGUGAGCAACUGAAGCUUAACUGCUACCACGGAGCACGCGAACAUACUGCUCUCAAGGCUCUUCUACAUAUGGGGGGAGACCGUUUGAGGACGCAUGAUGAAUGCGUUAAUAAAAUGGAACAAGUAUGCCAUGAAUAUAGUGACUAUACUCCUGAGUUCAAAGACUUAUGUGUAGACUUACAAAGCUUAUGCCAAACUCUUAUGGAAGGAUUCGUAUCUACAUGCGAAUUUUUAGAAACUCAGCAAACGCUAAAUACAAAAGAGCUAAGUAAAACCAUGUGUGGUCUGACUGAUCUAUGCUUUGAUUAUGGACGAAAUUGUAAUCAUCAAACACGCUCUUUUUGCAAAAGACUACACUCCAGUUGUGAAUCCAAAGGUUAUCCCGUUGCGCCGGCUUUAGGCAGUUCGUAUGAAACAACGCCAAAAAAAGAUUUAGAAGAAGCAUUAACAAAAUAUGGUGUUUAUAUGGGUAGACCUGAUCCAAAUAAGAAAAAUCCAUGGGACCCUUCAUUGUGUCUUUUGCUCCAACAUUCAAAACAAUCCCCAACCAAACAAGCAUGUGAACAUGUUACAUGGGACUUUGUACCUUUACUCGGCGACCCAACUUUGUUCCCUUUCUGCACACCAGAAGAGAGUCGUUUAGCAGACAAAAUUUGCUUAGGAUUAGAAUUAAGAUUAAAAGGUGAUUCUGGUUAUCUUCAUAAUCUUCAAGAGAAACUUAGUUCAAUGGACUUAAUUGGAAGUCCUAGAGAAAUUCCUAAAAAAUACCUUGAAGAUGGUCUAGAACUAGGUGAUUUACUAGGUAUGUCUUCUUAUAGCUUUACCACUCAUGAAUGUACACAACUACAAGCGGACUGUUAUUAUUAUGGUAUUUUUGGGGGAAAGGAUCUUCAACGUGGUUGCGACAGACUCUUUUCAAAGUGCUAUGAUAAAUCAUGGAAUAAAGCUGUUCUUAAAAAUCUACUAGGCACUGCAGAUCAACGUAUUUCAGGAACUACCGGACUUAGUUCAUCAAGUUGCCAAAAACACUUGGCCGAAAAAUGUAAAGGCUUAAAGUAUCCAGAUGUCCCUACAAUCUUGGUAUGUCUACAACUUGGAAAUACAUGUGAGGCUUAUACAGAGGAUUUGUGGGAAGAUAUUUAA
This is a messenger RNA of Pneumocystis jirovecii RU7, 1560 nucleotides long. RefSeq lists its product as uncharacterized. The record is from RefSeq and is a predicted model, not a curated record. Lineage: Eukaryota; Fungi; Ascomycota; Pneumocystomycetes; Pneumocystales; Pneumocystaceae. The coding region runs from base 1 to 1560 and encodes 519 amino acids. The transcript has 3 exons.